This is a messenger RNA of Fusarium poae, 2514 nucleotides long. RefSeq lists its product as uncharacterized. The record is from RefSeq and is a predicted model, not a curated record. NCBI's taxonomy places the organism in Eukaryota, Fungi, Ascomycota, Sordariomycetes, Hypocreales, Nectriaceae. Gene Ontology annotation, cellular component: mitochondrion. The coding region runs from base 1 to 2514 and encodes 837 amino acids. Gene Ontology annotation, molecular function: 3'-tRNA processing endoribonuclease activity. Gene Ontology annotation, biological process: mitochondrial tRNA 3'-end processing. The transcript has a single exon.
AUGUCUACCUCAGUAGAGAUUGUGUCUGUACCCACCGUUGACACUCCUGGCACUUCUCUUUAUGUCCAUACCGACAAGCGCUCAUAUGUCUUCGGACGUCUUGAAGAAGGCACGCAGCGUGCCUUCCAGAGCCGCAAAUGUCGGGUGGGACCAACCGAGCAUGUCUUUCUCAGUGGCACUGUCUCAUGGCAGCAGGUUGGAGGUCUCUUCGGCUACAUCCUUACAGUUGGCGCCGUCUUGGACGCGAGUAGAGAGCAGGAGGCGGCCGAGAACUUGAGGAGGAAGGGGAAGGGUCUGAAACCUCUGAAGGAAUCUUCGAAUCACCCUAUUCACAUCCACGGUGGCGAGAACUUGAAUCAUAUCCUGGCCACAUGCCGUUCCAUCAUUCUGCGGCAACCCGUUGUUGUCGAGACGCAUGAACACAGAGAUGAUCCCCGCCUCGAUGCCAUCGAAAGUCUGGAACCGGAUUGGAAAGACGAUUCACUCCGUGUAUGGAAAAUACCAAUUCAACGAGAGCGCUCUAGUAGCCCACAGAAGCGUCGUCGUUCCAGUGUCGCUGGAGAUAUCACUGACUCCUCGGGGUUUAAAGGAUCUCCAUCUCUUUCGGAUCCCGAAUAUGCCGCCACCUUGGUCAAAGAGCUCAUGUUCAAUGGUAAACUUGGUGCAAAUCUCACGAUUAUUCCUGUGAAGCUGGCUACCGUCAAACCUGAAGACAUAGUCUUUAUCUCUCAUCUUCCAAGCGGUUUCAUUGGACUCUACACAGGCCCUAGGCCCGGUGACCCAACCUUUGUGGACACUGGUAAAACCGUAUGGAUAUUUGGUAAACCUUCACCCGACUCGCGCAACAUAUUACAAUGGAAAAUGCCUCCCACGAUAUACAGCCAAACCUCCAUGUGCUAUCUAGUCAAAUGUCUUCCUCGCCGAGGUAAAUUUGACGCCGAAAGGGCCAAAGCGCUUUCAGUAUCCGUGCGUGAUUACAGGAAGUUGAUCGCGGGCGAAACUAUAAAGACAGAGGCAGGUGUCACUGUGACCUCUAAAAUGGUUGUCGGCCCGGACAUGCCUGGUCCUGGAUUCAUCGUCGCUGACAUCGAAUCACACGAUCUUAUCGACUCUUUUAUGAAGCGACCAGAAUGGUCGAAUCCCGAAUUGAUGACAGAUGUUGUUGCUGUGUACUGGAUCUUGGGUCCUGGAUUGGCAGCAGAUGCCAGAAUUCAGAAGUUUGUCGAUGAGCACCCUACGUUGAAGCAUAUCUUCUGCGCCAAAGAUGUAUGCCCUAACGAGAUUUCCCUUGAUGGGCCUGCUCAGUUACAAACGAAGUUGCGCAUUAUUGACGGGGAAAGAUUCAAAAUACUAAAGUACGACAACAACGCCAAGGCAACAUUGCCUUCUGGGCCGUUAGUCGAAUAUGGCCGUACUGGAAACAAGAUCACCCUCAUGCCCCGCCUGAGAUUAAAUGAUGGAAUCCUUCGCCCCACUCUCAAUCUUAUGGAUGCAGUUAAUAGCAUCAACAAAGAUGUCCUGGAGCUGGCAAGGCAAGCUCUCAAAGAAACCGAGGACCCCGAGUUCCUACGGAAGCUAGAAGAGGACGAGAAGGACAUUCCUAACCGAGAUACCGAGAUCAUUCCUCUUGGUACUGGUUCUUCACAACCGGGCAAGUACCGCAAUGUUUCGUCCACGCUGAUUCGUGUACCUGGCAUCGGCAACUACCUUCUCGAUGUUGGCGAAGGUACCCUGGGCCAAAUUCAACGUCUCUUUGGAGAGAAGGAAACAGGAGACAUCCUACGAGACUUGAAGUGUAUUGUGAUUAGCCAUCUUCACGCCGAUCACCACCUUGGUACUCCCACUUUGAUCAAAGCUUGGUACGAACACACUAUCAACGAUAGCAACGCAAGGUUGGCCAUAUCUUGUAUAGAAAAAUACAAGACCCUUCUGGAAGAGGUUUCCCAAGUCGGGGACUUUGGUCUUCACCGAUUACACUUUCCCCAUUUUAGUGAUACCGACAACGAUAGGGAUGACCCCGGGCGUUGUGAGCUUAAUAAUGACAUCUUUGGACUCAAGGCCAUUACGCGUGUCAAAGUUCCUCACUGCUUCCUCUCAAUGGGCACAGAGCUGGAGCUCACAUCUGGCCUACGCAUUGCCUACUCAGGUGAUUGCCGUCCCUCGAUGGCCUUUGCCCAUACAUGCAAAGGAGCCCAUCUCCUCGUCCACGAGUGCACUUUUGACGACGACAUGAUAUCUCACGCUAAGAGUAAGAUGCAUUCCACCAUGGGCGAGGCUCUGAACAUUGCGCAAGAGAUGAAGGCGAGGAAGACGCUGCUGACACAUUUCUCACAACGGUACGUCAAGUCUGAAAUAUUAAAGGAGGACGAGCGACUCAAGGGUGGUGAUGUUCUCCUGGCGUAUGACCACAUGACAAUCAAGCUGGGUGAUUUCAAGAAGGCGGCUGCUUUCCAGCCUGUUGUUGCUAAGCUGCAGAACGCGGGUACAAGUGUGACGAUGAGGACACCAGAAUAG